CUUCGCUCCGUGUCCGUGUGGAUCGGGGCUGGCCUCUCCCAGAAGAGAGGCCCCCCCCGCUACAAAAAGCCAGGCCAUGGAAAACUGAUACAUUCAGUCGUAUCAUCGUGUUCACUUUCACCAUGGAAAUACAAUAAUUAUUUCUCAGUUUUUCAGCCGUGGGCCAAAUGUGCUGCAUCAAGACAGCAGUGCACCACAAGCUGCAUUCUUCUCACCUCUUCAAAAAGUGAUGUUGCCACCAAAUACCUAUCAAGGGAAAGUGGCCUUUAUAACUGGUGGAGGUACUGGACUUGGCAAAGGGAUGACAACAGCUUUGUCCAGUUUAGGUGCCAAGUGUGUUAUAGCAAGCCGGAAGCUGGAUGUUUUGAAAGGAACAGCAGACGAAAUUUCUUCUAAAACAGGGAAUAAGGUUCAUGCUAUCCAGUGUGAUGUGAGAGAUCCUGUUUCAGUUAAGAAUGCUGUUGCUGAAACAAUCCAAGUGGCAGGACAUCCUGAUGUUGUGAUAAACAAUGCAGCUGGAAACUUUAUUUCCCCUUCUGAACGACUUUCUGCUAAUGCCUGGAAAACAAUAACUGAUAUUGUACUUAAUGGUACUGCUUUUGUAACUCUGGAAAUUGGAAAGGAGCUAAUUAAAGUAAAAAAAGGAGCAGCAUUCCUGGCUAUUACAACAAUUUAUGCAGGGAGUGGUUCAGGAUUUGUGUUGCCGAGUGCCUCUGCCAAAGCUGGUGUAGAAGCAAUGAGCAAGUCUCUUGCGGCUGAAUGGGGUAGAUAUGGCAUGAGAUUCAAUGUGAUUCAACCAGGUCCAAUAAAAACAAAGGGUGCUUUUAGCCGCCUUGACCCCACAGGCGCAUUUGAGAAGAUGAUGAUUGAAAGGAUUCCUUGUGGUCGUCUGGGAACUAUAGAAGAAAUUGCAAAUCUUGCUGCAUAUUUCUGCAGUGACUAUGCAAGCUGGGUUAAUGGAGCAGUUAUCAGAAUGGAUGGUGGAGAAUAUGUUUCUAUGGCAGGAGAAUUCAACGCUUUGAAGAAGGUUACCAAAGAGCAGUGGGAUAUGAUGGAAGCAAUGAUUAGAAAAACAAAAGGCUCCUAAAGUACAUGACUUUAUGGUGGAGAUUCUUGGAAAUGAACCACUACCUUUUCAUUGAUAUUUAGAAAUAAGCAAUUGAGAAAUAGCCUUCAAAAUCUUUUUUAUGCUAAUUUCAAUAAAAUAUUUUGAAAUUGUGGUAUUUUGAA
Serinus canaria (Common canary) is the source of this 1230-nucleotide messenger RNA. It is a transcript of the gene DECR1, whose product is annotated as 2,4-dienoyl-CoA reductase 1. The transcript is spliced from 10 exons. The record is from RefSeq and is a predicted model, not a curated record. Gene Ontology annotation, biological process: fatty acid beta-oxidation. Lineage: Eukaryota; Metazoa; Chordata; Aves; Passeriformes; Fringillidae. Gene Ontology annotation, molecular function: 2,4-dienoyl-CoA reductase (NADPH) activity. Gene Ontology annotation, cellular component: mitochondrion. Bases 230 to 1087 code for a protein of 285 amino acids.